AUGGGUCAAAAACGAGGCCGUGACUCGAAGCCCCAGGCUAUCGAGGCCAAAAAACGCAAGAAGGGCGCCAAGGCCGCGAUAGCAUCACAAGAUGAUUCCUGGGACGGCCUGGUCAGUAUGGAUGAUCUGAACUGGAAGGAGGUUGCCAUGCCUGAUCGCAUGACUGAUGCGGAGGGAUUCUUUGGUUUGGAGGAAAUUGAUGAUGUCGAAAUUAUUCGUACAGAAGGUUCGGGAGAGAUUCAAUUCAAGAAUUUGAUGAAUGGUCUGGUUUUAGCGAUGGAGAGUCAGGCGAAAAAAACAACCGAAAAGCCAACUACUACAAUCGAUGAGACUCCAGAACCCAAAGAAGAUAAAAAGGCCAAGAAGAAGAAGGAGACCAAAGAGCCCAAGAAGAAAGACAAUAAAGAAAAGAAGGAACCCAAGACAACAGAAGCCAAGCCAAAGGACAACAAAUCCUCACAAAACUCAAACCUCAAGGCUAAUCUUUCCUUUGCUGCGCUCGAAGAUGAUGGCAAUGAUGAUGGUGUUGAUGUAUCAGCUUGGGACGAUCUUGGCUUGUCUCCCGAGAUUCUCACUGGCCUGUCUAAGCUGAAGUUUUCUUCCCCUAGUAAGAUCCAGAAGGCCUGUAUCCCAUCCAUCAUGGAUGGUCAUGAUGUUGUUGGAAAAGCCUCAACUGGUUCAGGAAAAACGCUCGCCUUUGGUAUUCCUAUCCUCGAGCAUUACCUAGAAAAGCGCGAGAAGCAGGGCAAAUCAGCUGAGAAGGCACCUUCAUCCCCAAUGGCCCUUAUUCUUUCACCUACACGAGAGUUGGCCCAUCAAUUAGCCAAGCACAUUGGGGAUCUGGCUACAAACUCGCCGGAUACAAAUGUACGAAUCGCUCUUCUCACAGGUGGUCUCUCUAUUCAAAAGCAACAGAGACAGCUCGCUAAUGCUGAUAUUGUCAUCGGUACACCCGGUCGUGUUUGGGAGAUUCUCAGCACCGGAACAGGGUUGAUCCGCAAGAUGCAAAGCAUUCAAUUCCUGGUUGUUGAUGAGGCAGAUAGAUUGCUUAGCGAAGGUCAUUUCAAGGAGGCGGAAGAGAUUCUUGGCGCUUUAGAUCGACAGGUUCAAAACGACUUCCCAGAUGAGGAGGAAGAAGAGACAGAGGAUGCUUCCGUGUCCCGCCAGACCCUUGUCUUUUCAGCUACUUUCCACCGUGACCUACAACAGAAGCUUGCUGGUAAGAGCCGCUGGACUGGAGGAGACAUAAUGGACAAGAAAGAGUCGAUGGAGUAUCUUUUGAAGAAGCUCAAAUUCCGUGAAGAAAAGCCUAAGUUCGUCGAUGUGAACCCUGUGCAACAGAUGGCUCAAGGAUUGAAGGAGGGUAUUGUGGAAUGUCCUGCAAUGGAAAAGGAUCUCUAUCUCUAUUCGCUUCUGCUCUACCACCCCAAACACCGGACAUUGGUCUUCACCAACUCUAUCUCCGCCGUUCGCCGCAUUACUCAACUUCUUCAGACAUUGCAGCUUCCUGCCCUUGCCCUGCAUUCCGGCAUGGCACAAAAGGCUCGACUUCGCUCUGUGGAGCGCUUCUCUUCACCAACUGCCGACCCUAGCUCCAUUCUGGUGGCUACAGAUGUCGCAGCCCGUGGUCUCGAUAUCAAGGGCAUCGACUGUGUUGUUCACUACCAUGCACCCCGCACUGCUGAUGCUUAUGUGCAUCGAUCCGGUCGUACUGCUCGUGCUGGUGCAAUCGGUAAGAGUGUUAUCAUCUGUGCUCCGGAUGAGGUUGUUAGUGUCGCUCGUUUGGCCGCGAAGGUUCACGCUAGGGACCCCAAUGUUAGCGCCAAGAAGCUGCCCUUGGAGUCCCUUGACAUUGACCGCCGUGUUGUGUCUCGUCUCCGCCCUCGUAUUACUUUGGCGAAGCGUAUCACCGAUUCCAACAUUGCCAAGGAGAAGGUCUCCGCUGAAGAUAACUGGAUGCGUGCUGCGGCGGAGGAUCUCGGUGUUGAGUAUGAUAGCGAGGAAUUCGAUGAGUCAAAGGGCAAGGGUCGUGGUCGUGGUGGUGGACGACAACAGAAGGAGAAGCAGGCUAGCACUAUCACUAAGGGUGAACUUCAGGGUCUGCGAGCUGAGUUGAAGAACCAGCUUUCGCAGCGUAUCAACAUUGGUGUGAGUGAGCGUUAUCUCACAGCUGGUCGUGUUGAUAUCGAAGCCCUCUUGCGUGGUGAGGGUAACAAUGCCUUCCUGGGUCACCUUGACCCAUUGAACUUCUAA
Molecule: messenger RNA, 2253 nt
Organism: Penicillium malachiteum
Lineage: Eukaryota; Fungi; Ascomycota; Eurotiomycetes; Eurotiales; Aspergillaceae
Gene: mak5
Product: ATP-dependent RNA helicase MAK5
Exons: 3
Coding region: 1-2253 (750 amino acids)
Cellular component (GO): nucleolus
Molecular function (GO): ATP binding; nucleic acid binding; RNA helicase activity
Source: RefSeq, a predicted model, not a curated record